Molecule: messenger RNA, 2820 nt
Organism: Filobasidium floriforme
Lineage: Eukaryota; Fungi; Basidiomycota; Tremellomycetes; Filobasidiales; Filobasidiaceae
Exons: 21
Coding region: 1-2820 (939 amino acids)
Source: RefSeq, a predicted model, not a curated record
AUGUACUACUUUACUUUCAUGCAAGCAACCAAGCAACCAGAUUCCACACCGAUCUUCCCUGGGUUGAUGCUGAUCAAGACCUGUUCUCCCACUAUGAUUUGGUAUACCUUGUUGCUUGCAUUGCUUGUGAAUUUGUCUAUCCUCUUUGAUUGGUCAUUGGCAAAUGAGUCCACAAACACACAAGUGUAUAAUACUACUCCGGGUAUUCACAUGGGUCGGCUCCAAUUGACCUUGCUGGAAGAGUCCGGCGCCAGCAUGACCAGUGGGCACAGGAUCAUCCAGAGCAUGUCGACCCCGCCGCCCUCCGACUUGUUCGAGCUCGAGAGCAAUCUUCUCGAAGCCAAGCGUCAAGAUAAGGACAACAUCUUGAUCUCAGGAGCACUCUUGUCCACCCUCGCACUCAAGGUGAAACAUAUGGACACUUGGGAGGCCAUGUACAAUCAUCAUGAGUUCAUCCUAGAGAACCAAGAUCAACGGAGGCGAGAAUUCUUGUCCAGAUGUGGCAUCCUAGCGGAGAUGAGGGGUUCCAACACCAAGACAAUCAACCUGGUCAUCCAUUACUUGGCCAGCCGUGAGAUGCUAGAGCAUUGGAGGACAACACAGGCUGUUUUGAAGCAGGCCGAGGUGUUCGUGAUCAACUGCAUCAAGGGGUCCCUUCUGCUGGAGGAAGCAUCCAAGCUGAAUUUCGCAGCUCGGUACCAUCAUUUAUGCGGUCAGGAUAUCGACCCCAAAAUUUGCGGAGCACAGAAACAGGCCGACGCCAAGAUCGAGGCUUUGCUCCACUGGAUGUCUACCUUGGACAACAAGGACUGGCGACUCGGCGGCCACUACCUCUUGCAAAAGCGACAUCAGCAGCAGCUCCAGGAGCAAGCCUUGCCGACCAAGUCCGAGCGCUCUGCGGGCGCUGUGGGUCCCGCCAGAGUCCUCAGACAUGUCUUCUUUGAUCAGCUACCCGACAAGGACCAAGCGAUCCAAGCGACCCUUGGCCUUGCCUUGGAUUGGUUCCUUCCGAACCAAGCGGUACAAUCCAGACCUUUGUCCGACGUUUUCGACAAGAUCAUCGUCCCUUUGAUCCAGUACGAAGGGGACGGCCUCUCCUCUACGUCAAGCCGACACCUUCAAAGGGUGUUGGUUGGAACUAUCGUCGAUCAGACGAAGGCGCUGUUGUCAUCGGAUGGAGGGGAUUGGGAGCAAUUCAGCGACCUUCUGUUGAUUCCAUAUUACAUUCAGUUUCAAGUCCUUCGAGUGCACAAGCUGUCUUGUCGACACAGGAGCUCCAACUUCUGGUACAUCACUCCCGAUUUCUCGAGCGAGACGUAUGGUAAAUUCAGUCUCAGCCCAUGGUCCUACAUUGUUGAUGCAAAUGGCAAAUACUGGACUGGCAGCGUCGCAUGCAAGACUCCAACUUCUUCAACAUACAUGGGAAGGGGAAAGGAGAAUGAGGCCAAACUAGCCUCCUAUAUAUACUAUUCUGAAGGUAGCCUCCAUGGCUCCAUAACCCCUCAAACCAGUGCACGCUUCAAAGAAUCCUGUAAAGAUUGUACCAAAUACAAUGUGCAAUGCGCAAAGUACAAUCUUCAAAUUGAGCCCAUCUUGAUGCAGUGGCUAAAUAGAGCAGUUUUCAUGUGGCUGAAGACAUUACAAACCUGGCUGUGGAAUAAUGUAAUUCGAUAUGAAGGAACAAUUGGCCAGGAUACAGCCCAAGAAGAAGAACCAUGUGCAAAUAGGGAUGUCAUUGCAUACUUGAUCACCAAGAAUUCCAUUCCCAAUUUUUUGGGCAUCCCCAUGAUCCUGGACCCUUCAGCAGAUCGACUAGUCCUCCUGGAUCUGAACAGAUGUGAAUCCUCUCAGGAUGGUGUUGAGUUCGACACCCCGCUAACAAGGAUGAGUACCAACAUCGGAUCAACCCCAUACCACCAGAAGAAACUGAGAUGCGUCGGACCUGGUGGGGAGAGCUUGACUGAUGUCCUCGCGUCCUUAGGAAAACCAAUCUUGCCAAUCAGCUCAAGCAAGCACAUGAGACUGGCAACAAAUAAAGCAAGGUCCUUGUUACAAAGAAACAACCUAUCAAGGCGUAACAAGAAGAGCGGCUCAAGCAAAGGUCCUUGCAAUAGAGCAGAAGAGGACAAGAAGAUUCUGAAAGAUUCCAAAAGCAUCUCAAAGCAGGACAAUCACAUAGCCACAAUUGCCAGUCUCCAGGCGCAGAUCAAGAGCCUCAAAAGCGAUGCCAAACGCAACAAAAACACCAUACAAAGCCUCGAAAUGGGUCUUGCCAAUGCCGUGGGUAAUUUGUCAGAAAAGGACUUGAGGGAAGAUGACUUGACGUGUAUCAGCGGGCUUGAAGAUGAGCUGACCGUUUGCAAGGAUGCAUUGCAAAAGUUGCAAAGGGUUCGUACCGCGGAUGGCUAUAACAGAGAUGAGAAACCUGAUGACAAACUUAACGACAGAGACAAGGAUCAAGACCUCCAGGCCAAGAUUGAAGACCUCCAACAACUCCCUGAAACGUCCAAUGAGAUACAAGCAGAAAGUAGAGGAACUGGAGAAGGCCGCCAUAUCUCCAUGAGCCAAUCACAUUCCUCUCUGGGUCCAGGAGCUGCCCUACAAGGAAUUUCCUGCCCUCCUGAUGGAAUUAUGGGGGACAUGUCACGAAAGCAAAUCAUGGACAAGCAUAUUCUUGAUUCACACAACAACCUGAUGCCCAUGAACAACAUUGGGAAUGCAGCUUCGAGCUUCGUACCUUCCACCUCUCAUGACCUCCAUGCUUCUGCUUGGAGGUUGGUGACAGCAAUUAUCAAUCGCAAAGAUCGUCUUCUCCACUAG